AUGGCGAAGACCAAAGAGCUGUCUAAGGACACCAGGGACAAAACUGUAGACCUACACAAGGGUGGGAUGGGCUGCAGGACAAUAAGCCAGCAGCUUGGUGGAAGGCAGCAACUUGUGAGGGGUGAUGAGCAGAGUACAGGGGACAUUCCUACAGAUAACCGUCCAGAUGACUGUACCAGGAACUCAGAGGAACAUCUGAUAUCUUCUGAUUUUAAAGUAGAGGUUUGUUGUAUCACACAAGAUACAUAUGAAGAACAUGCCUAUAUCCAAGAUAUAUCCUCAUCUAUUCACAAGAAAAAUGUAUCAUCUGAUCCUUUUAAACAGGUCCAAUCUUCUAAAUCGUCACAGACUAUAACACAAAAUAAAAGUCACAUAAAAAUCACAAAGUCACAAAGUAGUGAAAGUCAAACAGCUCACUUAAGAGAGAAGCCAUUUUUAUGUGUAGAAUGUGGAAAAUGUUAUAGUUAUGAAUUGGAACUUGUUACACAUCAGAGAAUUCACACAGGGGAGAAGCCAUAUUCAUGUUCAGAAUGUGGGAAAUGUUGUUAUCGUAAAUCAGACCUUGUUAAACAUGAGAGAAUUCACACAGGGGAAAAGCCAUAUUCAUGUUCAGAAUGUGGGAAAUGUUUCGCUAGAAAACCGAAUCUUGUUAAACAUAAGAGAGUUCACACAGGGGAGAAGCCAUAUUCAUGUUCAGAAUGUGGAAAAUGCUUUGCUGAAAAACAACAUCUGGUUAGACAUCAAAUAACUCAUACAGGGGAGAAGCCAUUUUCAUGCUCAGAAUGUGGGAGAUAUUAUAGAUAUAAACAGGAACUUGUUAGACAUCAAAGAAUGCACACAGGGGAGAAGCCAUUCUCAUGUUCAGAAUGUGGGAAAUGUUUUGCUUCAAAAGAAUAUCUUAUUACACAUCAAAGAAAUCACAAAGGGGAGAAGCCAUUUUCAUGUUCAGAAUGUGGAAAAUGCUUUGCUGGAAAACAAUAUCUGGUUAGACAUCAAAUAACUCAUACAGGGGAGAAGCCAUUUUCAUGUUCAGAAUGUGGGAGAUAUUAUAGAUAUGAACGGGAACUUGUUAGACAUCAAAGAAUGCACACAGGGGAGAAGCCAUUUUCAUGUUCAGAAUGUGGGAAAUGUUUUGCUUUAAAAAAAUAUCUUGUUACACAUCAAAAAAUUCACACAAGGGAGAAGCCAUUUUCAUGUUCAGAAUGUGAAAAAUACUUUUCUGGAAAGCAAGAUCUGGUUAGACAUCAAAGAACUCAUACAGGGGAGAAGCCAUUUUCAUGUUCAGAAUGUGGGAGAUAUUAUAGAUAUGAACAGGAACUUGUUAGACAUCAAAGAAUGCACACAGGGGAGAAGCCAUAUUCAUGUUCAGAAUGUGGGAAAUGUUUUGCAAUAAAAAAAUAUCUUGUUACACAUCAGAGAAGUCACACAGGGGAGAAGCAACAUUCAUGUUCAGAAUGUGGAAAAUGUUUUAGUGAUAGAGCAGCUUUCUUUAUACAUCAGAGAAUUCACACAGGGGAGAAGCCAUUUUUAUGUUCAGAAUGUGGGAAAUGUUUUAGUGAUAAAUCCGUUCUUGUUAUACAUCAGAGAAUUCACACAGGGGAGAAGCCGUUUUCAUGUUCAGAAUGUGGAAAAUCUUUUCGUGAGAAAUCAUCUCUUGUUACUCAUCGGCGAAUUCACACAGGGGUAAAGCCAUUUUCAUGUUCAGAAUGUGGGAAAUGCUUUAGUGAUAAAUCAGUUCUUGUUGUACAUCAGAGAAUUCACACAGGGGAGAAGCCAUUUUCAUGUUCAGAAUGUGGGAAAUGUUUUCAGCAAAAAUCAUCUCUUGUUAAACAUCAGAGAAUUCACACAGGGGAAAAGCCAUUUUCAUGUUCAGAAUGUGGGAAAUGUUUUCAGCAAAAAUCAUCUCUUGUUACACAUCAGAAAAUUCACACAGGGGAGAAGCCAUAUUCAUGUUCAGAAUGUGGGAAAUGUUUUUAUCAUAAACCACAUCUUGUUAAACAUAAAAAAACUCACAUAGGAGAGAAGCCAUCUUCAUGUUCAGCCCGUUAGUGACUUUCCAUACAUGUUUUUACAGCAGUCAAUAACUGGCUUUAAUCUAACAGAAUACGCCUUUUGACAUUGCUGCAUCAGAAUGAAAUAGCACUGAUGGGCAGUAAAAUGGGACCUUGCUUUCAGCUACCAAAUGUAUAUGGGUGCAUAGAGCAAUGAUCUCCUGUAUUGAAUGAGUGCCGGUGAUCAACAAUAAAAUAUUGGUAAAGAUGUCUUUUUUUUUUCUAAAUCUUAAAAAUCUUUAAUCACCUUUAUCUCCUAUUUAUGUCUUGAGGAGAUAAAUAUUCAGAAGA
This is a messenger RNA of Bufo bufo (common toad), 2342 nucleotides long. Its product is annotated as zinc finger protein 260-like. Gene Ontology annotation, biological process: negative regulation of transcription by RNA polymerase II. The coding region runs from base 1 to 2049 and encodes 682 amino acids. Gene Ontology annotation, molecular function: DNA-binding transcription repressor activity, RNA polymerase II-specific. The record is from RefSeq and is a predicted model, not a curated record. Lineage: Eukaryota; Metazoa; Chordata; Amphibia; Anura; Bufonidae. The transcript is spliced from 3 exons.